UAGUAAAAUUAAAAUCCAAUAAUGUAUUCUAUUCUAGGCUAGGAUAUAGGAGGAAGUGAGUCUCUGUUCCCGAAAAAUGUCGUAGCUGAGUUGAGUUCGGAAGCCAUUAAAACCUACCUCAAAUUCCUCUUCAAUCUCAAUAUUCACAUGUUAAACACACAACACCAAUGACCUCCUUCCAUCUCCAACCUCUUUCCCCAAUCCAAAUCCAUUGCUCUUCUUCUCUCAAACCACUACUGCCACCGCCACCACCUUCUUCUUCCUUCUUCAGACUCCACCGCCACUACCAUUCAGCCCUUCAGCAGAAGCUCAGAAGAGGCGUCUGUAGAGCUGACCUCUCUCACGAUGCGCCUUUCGCCGUCGCUAUUGGCGCCUCUGUAGUCUCUUCACUGUUUUUUCCGGUCGCCGGACCUCCUGACGGGGAUGACGGCGAUUCAGCUCUCGAUUCCACCGAUUCCAGGUUGGCUGUCAUGAGCAUCAUCAGCUUCAUUCCCUACUUCAAUUGGCUGAGUUGGGUUUUUGCUUGGCUUGAUACUGGUGAGAGACGUUAUGCAGUUUACUCGCUAGUUUAUUUGGUUCCCUACUUCAGGUCCAAUUUGUCGUUGUCGCCGGAGGAGAGUUGGCUGCCUAUUGCUAGCAUUAUUCUGGGCAUUAUUCAUAUCCAGCUGGAAAUGAGUAUGAGAAAUGGGGAUAUCCAGGGCUUUCAAUUGUUUGGUGAGGCUUCAAAGAGUGUUUCAAAAUCAUCCGAACAGAACGAUUCAUCAAAUGUUUCUCAACGAACGGGAACUGCUGAUGGGGGCAGGAAAAAUGAGCAACAGAAUCUUCCAUCUUCUAAUGAACAAUCCAGGAACAAGCUUCGAGGGUGGGAAGUUCCCAGAGACCCCUUACAUAAUGGUGAAGAUAGGGAUGAAGAUGAAAGAAGGAAACUCUAAACAGUAAGGCUCACAUGGUAGAAAGACAGAAUAUUGAACUUUGAACAUUAGGCAUAUUGUGAUUUCAAUGAUUGCUUUUUCUUGUUUAUGUGAUUUUGAAUAAAAUGCAACUUACAUCUGCUAUUGGAUUGAAUUUGGUAAUGCUGGAAAGUCAGUAUAGUAAAGAAAAAAGCUUAAGACUUCUUUUUUUGUU
Humulus lupulus (European hop) is the source of this 1125-nucleotide messenger RNA. RefSeq lists its product as uncharacterized. The record is from RefSeq and is a predicted model, not a curated record. The transcript is spliced from 5 exons. Lineage: Eukaryota; Viridiplantae; Streptophyta; Magnoliopsida; Rosales; Cannabaceae. The coding region runs from base 168 to 932 and encodes 254 amino acids.